AUGGCGAGUCGAGGUGUCUUUCGUAUCGCUGUAGCAAGCGUUCGUGCACGAGCGAGCCUGCUUCCGCCAGCUGGAGCCUUCCCCCGCAUCGCGUUACCUCACCGAGCGACCACACCCAGCCAUCGAGGCUUUGCAUCAUCAUCAGCAGGACUACUGGCAGCUCCUACAUCCACACAAACACCCACGGCGCUUCCCUCGCAGGCAUCAGGCGCAACAGAUGCCACUAGCACAGCCACGCAAGCUCUCGCUGAGUCCGAAGUAGUGCAAGGCGGAUUCGAGUUCCUCCAACCAUGGGUGCCCGUCAUCAACAACCUCGCCGACACGAUGCAUCUCAGCGGGCCCUAUCCGCACGCACUCUCUAUCUUCAUCCUCGCCUUUGCUGUCCGAACCGUCGUCACGCUGCCCGUCACACUGUGGCAACGCGGCAAGACGCGAAAGCUGACCGAAAAGGUGCUGCCCGAGUGGGAGAUCCUGAAGGAGCAGAUUCCGUUGCAGGUGCGGGUGAGGAGCAGGAGAGCAGGUCUGUCGUACGAGGCGUUCGAGAAGGAGGCGCAGAAGGAGCUUAAGGCUAAGCUCGCCGAGCUGUUGCGCAAGCACAAUGCUUCGCCAUUGCCGGCAUUCCUCGGACCUGCGUUGGUGACCAUUCCUGUGUUCCUGCUCAUGACUGCGCUGCUGCGCCAGUGUGCCCUGGAUCCAAGUUCGCCACUGAGUACGGAGGUGCUGCCUUGGUGGUCGCCUUCGCCAGAGCUUGCGCAGCAGUUCAAGGCGAGUACGGCUAUCUUGGCGGAUCGAGGAUUCGACGAGGCCGCGAUCGCCAAGUUGAGGGGCACCAUGGGCGGACCCACACUUGUAGACAAGGAUUCCACCAUGAUCGGGCCGCUCAGCUUUGGCAUGCUCACAUUGGCAAACACAGAGCUCAACAGCUGGAGUAGGAGAAGCAUCGCCAAAUUGAGAGCUGUCACCUCGGACAGGUCGGAUGCAGCGGCAAGAACAGCAGGAAAAUUGCUGGCAGAACAACCAAAGGGAGCAAAGCAGGACGAGCCGGAAGAGCCCGCAAGAGCGAGAAUCAUCACCAAUGCGUUGCGGAUUAUGGCCAUCGCCUUCAUUCCGAUUGCGUGUCAAGCACCAGGAGUGCUCGUCAUCUACUGGCUCUCAUCAGGUAUCUAUACCCUGAUCCAGAACUCGGUCCUCGCUGUCUUUGAUCGCCGCUCCGAAGCCCUGAGGGCGAAAAACAAGCAGCGGCUUCUCCAGCAGCCGCGCUAG
This is a messenger RNA of Kalmanozyma brasiliensis GHG001, 1263 nucleotides long. Its product is annotated as Membrane insertase OXA1/ALB3/YidC. Gene Ontology annotation, biological process: protein insertion into mitochondrial inner membrane from matrix; mitochondrial respiratory chain complex IV assembly. The transcript has 2 exons. Gene Ontology annotation, cellular component: mitochondrial inner membrane. The record is from RefSeq and is a predicted model, not a curated record. Gene Ontology annotation, molecular function: membrane insertase activity. Lineage: Eukaryota; Fungi; Basidiomycota; Ustilaginomycetes; Ustilaginales. Bases 1 to 1263 code for a protein of 420 amino acids.